AAACACCAACAUAAAACUUAGUUUGCAGCCAACAAACCUUCGGAGACUGGAGAUUUCACAGGAAUGGAGGACGUCGAUAGAUGUGAGGAGGAGCUCAUUGAGUAUGCCAUUCGAGAGAGUAUUCGAGAUUCAUCAAUAGACAGCAUACAAACAGUCAGUGGUGACUAUCUGAGGAUAGUGACUACCAUCGAGCAAGGUAGGACUACCCCUCACCGACCAUGCCUUUCAAACUGCCCUAGCCCAACCCUUGCCCUUAAGCCAGCGUUCACAGAGAGGGACAGCAGAGGGUGGCUUCCCCUACACAGAGCAGCCGUGCCGUCCCAGGAACAGGUCUUGGAUCAGCUCCUGCUGACUUCCUGUGAUGUGACUGUGGAGGAUGUGACUGCAGACGGGGACACAGCGUUGAUUCUGGCUGCUCAAGAGGGUCUGCUGGAGAAUGUCAGGACUCUGCUGCAGCAUGGAGCGUCUCCACACAAAACCAACAGCCUGAACGAGUCCCCACUGCUGCUCGCGGUGAGACAGGGAUCAUAUGACAUGGUGUCCACUCUGAUCAUUUGUGGGGCCUUCGUGGAACAGGUGUGUCUGAAGAAGUGGAUGGCCAUUCACGAGGCAGCAAAGGUGAGCUGCAGUGCCAUCCUGGUGCUUCUGCUAAGACAUGGGGCCAAGGUGACAGCUAUAGAUGGGCAAAAUGUCACCCCGCUGGGCAUCGCAGCCCAGUACGCCCACGCCGAGGUCCUAGAUAUACUCAUACAGAAUGGUGGCGACGUGAAUGCCCAGGCAUAUAACGGAGACACUGUUCUGUACGAUGCAGCCGGCUCAGGGAACCUGGACUGCAUAGACCUCCUCCUUCAAGCUGGAGCCAACCCUAACAUAGCCAGUCUGGCCUGCCAGCUGCCCAUACACAGAGCUGCCUAUGAGGGACACAUCCUUGCUCUGAGGACCUUCAUCCCCAUCACCACUAAGAGAGCCAUCCGUCUGUCUGGCCAGAGCCCAGUCCACUCUGCAGCAGAUGGCGGCCAUAUUGACUGUCUGGAGCUGCUCAUAGAGAAAGGCUUCGAUGUCAACGCUCAGCUGGACACACACAUCUCAGGUACAAUCCAUGGACACACACAAACCAGUCCGCUCUACUUCGCCGUAUCAAACAGUGAUGUCACCUGCACAGAGAUGCUGCUGGCUGCCGGUGCCAAAACUGACCUGGACCCGUUACGCUGCUUCCUGGUGGCUGUACGCGCUGGGAGGUAUGAGCUGGUGCGUCUGCUAUUGUCCAGUGGUGCCAAGGUCAACUGCUACUUCAGAAUGAUCAGUGACACAGUGUUUCCCACCGCGUUGCAGUACUGUCUCAGAGAUCACAUGAUGCUGCGCCUGCUGCUCAACAACGGCUACGACGUAGACAAGUGCUUCCUGUGUAACCAUGGCAACGGACAGGAUAUGGACUGCGACUCCUGGGUCGAUUACCAACAUAACUAUAGAAUAACUUUAUUUUAUAACCAGGACUACAGAGCCUCGAUAAGUCCUGUAGGCCAACUCCUGGUCUAUUCCAGUAGACCAGGACUAAUACCUUUUCCUUCUGAUGUCAGUCUCGCUGUCCUGUUCGCUCUCUGCUCCAGUUCUGUAAAAUCAUCUCCCUGUCGUCGGAGUGUGGUACAGAUGCUUCUGGACUACGUCAGACACCCAUGUAUCUGCCCCAACCUCCUACGGGUCCUGGAGAAACAGAAGGAGUGGCCAGACAUCUGUGACAUUCUGGACAACCCGCGGUCCCUGCAGCACCAGUGUCGUUUGGUCAUUAGGAGACAGAUGACCCCUAGGAGACUGAAUGACCCUGAAGUCAUGGCUGCAGGUCAGGACUAAAAAUAACUCUCUGAGAGCUCAUUCAGUUUAUACGUAGGGCUAAACACUCACUGGACACUGGCCUGAAUGACUCUGCUGCAAUGGACUGUUGACUUUUACAGUGACCCUGACACCUACCUGACUCAUAAGACCAGGGCUUAAAUCUAGAGAGAUCUAGACAACAGCUCAUCCAUAUUAUACUCUCAAAGUUGUGUGAGUUAGUUGUGGAGCUCUAAAUCUGAGAAUGUGUUGUCACUAGCCCCGUUUAUACCUGGUGCUAACAUGCAUUCUUUGUGCUGAUCUUUUCCACAUUCUGAUUGUGCCCACAUUUUUCUGAUUCUGAUCAGAUUUCCCUGACCACCUCCAGAGGUAGUCAGGCGCGCAAGUGUAGACAGAUCUGGACAGUGAAACCAUUUAAAUCAUCAUUCUCAGCACUCUAAAAUCAUUGACAAGUGGGAACAUUGACUUAUGGCAUCAAUAUGAGUCUUAAAACAAAUAAAUACAUAUUAUUUUGAAAGAAUGUGUAUACGAAUGUCUAAAAAUGUCAAUGUUGACAAGAUCAGGACAGGAUGCAUGUUUGCACCAGGUAUAAACAAGGCUACUGAGAACAGAGGGGUAUACUACAAAGCAGAAUCCAGCUAACCAGCUAACUUUCAUAAACAACCUGAAAUAACUAUUGAUUUUCUGGUUUAUUAUGCAAGCUAAACUUAGAUAUUGUAAGUGUUUUGGGUUUUUGAAUCAAUUAGACCAUGCCCAUUUCAAAAAAUAACAAAUAAAAAAAAGUUAUUUCAGAAUAUUUAGGAGUUAGCUGGCUAACUCAAUGAUCCUGCUUUGUAGUAUACCUCUCAUCUCAACUCUCCCUGGCACACAGAGAGGGUAUGAGGCAGAUCUUGCAACAUUCCCAAAAUAGAUGUUAGGAUUUCGGCUGUUUUUCCAAAGCAGAAUCGAGUAACCCUAAAACACUACUGGGUGGCAAUGUUACAAUCCGCAUCCACGCACAUUACUAUAGUCCUAUACACUGUACCCAAUUUGUAAGUCGCUCUGGAUAAGAGCGUCUGCUAAAUGACUUAAAUGUAAUGUAAAUGUAUCCUCCACUCCAACCAAGCCUUGGGCCUUUACAGUAGCUGAACAAUUUCUGUAUUCAGAUCAUAUAGUGAAACCCCAGUUAACUGACUGAACCAAACAUGGGUUCUGUUGUUGUGAAGGCACAGCUAGACUAGAGUAGCAUGGUCCAAUGUAGAGUUAUGUUGAGAGAGUUCUAGCGUUGCCAGCCUGUUGUUGUUAUCUGAACAGCAGCAUUCCUGCCCUGUCAGCACCAGCCUGCCGCCCGGAGAGACACAGUGGAGUGGACACUGUUUUCCUACCCACUAGUCAUACCAUAGACCAGGGCUCUCCAACCCUGUUCCUGGAGAGCUACCCUCCUGUAGGUUUUUGCACUAAUGCCAGUUGUAGUUGAGUUUAUCAACCAGCUAAUUAUUAGAAUCAUGUGCGCUAGAUUUGGUAUUUGGUAUUUUAUUAGGAUCCCCAUUAGCUGUUGCGAAAGCAGCUGCUACUCUUCCUGGGGUCCACACAAAACAUGAAACCUGACAUAACACAGAACAUUAAUAAACAGCUCAAGGACAGAACUACAUACAUUUAAAAAUGGCACACAUACUGUAGCCUAUAUAUCAAUACAUACACACAAAAUAUCUAGGUCAAAUAGGGGAGAGGCAUUGUGCAGUGAAGUGUUGCUGUAUCUUAUUUUUUCUUAAUUUGAGCAAUAUGAGAUGGGAGUUCCAUGGAAGCACAUUGACUUGGUACAGGGAACCCCUGU
Messenger RNA from Coregonus clupeaformis (lake whitefish), 3640 nucleotides. RefSeq names its product ankyrin repeat and SOCS box protein 15-like. Gene Ontology annotation, molecular function: protein binding. The record is from RefSeq and is a predicted model, not a curated record. The transcript is spliced from 13 exons. Gene Ontology annotation, cellular component: cytoplasm. NCBI's taxonomy places the organism in Eukaryota, Metazoa, Chordata, Actinopteri, Salmoniformes, Salmonidae. The coding region runs from base 64 to 1848 and encodes 594 amino acids.